AUGGCAGAGCAAACCGAUAAUCCAUGUAAACCCCACUACAAUAUAUCCAUGUCAAGAAGAACUAGAAGGCCUAACAAUCUCAAAAUAGAGGCAUGUGAGAGUACAUGUUUAGGGAAAGAAGAAAAUGCACAUAGAAGACAAAAGCAUGAAGAUCAUCAGCAGCAGAAAAGCUUGAAGGAGCUGAUUCAAGGCAGAUGUCCAUUAGCCCAACACUUCGAGGUCAAGGAAGAAGAGAAGCAACAAGAUCCGGUGAUUAGUCGAAAUGAAAAUGGAGUCAAGUUCAAGAAAAUUGUGAAACAUUGUGUCGAUGUUAUGAGCAAUUUGAUCAAGGUAAAACAAGACCCUCCUGUAGAGUCCCGGAAAAAACCUAUAGGGUCAUUAACAUUUGUCAAGCAGAAAUGA
Messenger RNA from Olea europaea var. sylvestris, 402 nucleotides. RefSeq lists its product as uncharacterized. The transcript has a single exon. The record is from RefSeq and is a predicted model, not a curated record. NCBI's taxonomy places the organism in Eukaryota, Viridiplantae, Streptophyta, Magnoliopsida, Lamiales, Oleaceae. The coding region runs from base 1 to 402 and encodes 133 amino acids.